AUGGUCGACUGGGAGUCACCAGAAGAACUCACUAGAGACUCCGCGGUCUUCGUGAACCUCAUGCAUGUCCUCCUAGGUCUGUAUAUAUGGGAAGUCUUCACAUCCCUCGACUUCGACUGGCAAUUUCUUACCGGGAAGCGGCGCUUCCGAUGGCCUAUGAUCUUCUACUUCCUAAAUCGCUACGUGCUUCUCGCCGCCCUAUCCGGGAUUGUCGCCUCCCUCGACACGCAUACUCGCAUCAACUGCCGCUCCGUCUUCAUCUUCAAUCAGCUCGCAGGGAACGCAGCGAUGGGGCUAGCAAGCAUCAACCUCUCGCUGAGAACCAUGGCCGUCUGGUCGCAGAACAAAUGGGUCGUCAGCGGGCUCAUCCUUCUCAUGUUCGGACACUGGUCCCUCAUCCUCCAAGGCGGCCUGCUCCAAGUGCAGUGGCUCGAGGGGAGCGGGUGCGCAAUCACGGAUCCAAAUACGAAGAUUUUGGCGGCGACGUUCAUGUACACCAUGGUCUUCGACCUUAUCGUCCUCUCGCUCAAUCUGUGGAAGGUGCUGCGGAAUAAGACGCAGCUGGCGAGGAUGCUGCUGGGGGACGGCCUCAUCUACUUCAUCGUCGCCUUCGUCGCCAACCUCAUCGCCACGGUAUUCAUGCUCGUCCACCUCAACCAGAUCAUGGCGAUCAUAUUCAACGUGCCCGCGGUCGUGGCGUCAACGAUCGUCGCCGGACGCAUCACCCGACGGCUAAGCAAGUUCGAGCGUACCGGGGCGGAGAUGUUGUGA
Messenger RNA from Schizophyllum commune H4-8, 771 nucleotides. RefSeq lists its product as uncharacterized. The record is from RefSeq and is a predicted model, not a curated record. The transcript is spliced from 12 exons. The coding region runs from base 1 to 771 and encodes 256 amino acids. Lineage: Eukaryota; Fungi; Basidiomycota; Agaricomycetes; Agaricales; Schizophyllaceae.